This is a messenger RNA of Bacidia gigantensis, 1284 nucleotides long. RefSeq lists its product as uncharacterized. The record is from RefSeq and is a predicted model, not a curated record. Gene Ontology annotation, molecular function: structural molecule activity. Lineage: Eukaryota; Fungi; Ascomycota; Lecanoromycetes; Lecanorales; Ramalinaceae. Gene Ontology annotation, biological process: ubiquitin-dependent protein catabolic process. Gene Ontology annotation, cellular component: proteasome regulatory particle, lid subcomplex. Bases 1 to 1284 code for a protein of 427 amino acids. The transcript is spliced from 2 exons.
AUGGCUGUGGCAGCAGAGGCAGAAGCCUCACCACGGAUACAAGAAGCGCGAAAAGCCGUCAAAUCAGAUCCUAAAAAAGCCGAAUCAAUCUAUCAAGAGAUACUCUCCCAAAAGCCCAGCGGCACCGUCGCUGCCUUCCAAGAAUAUGAAGCUGCCUUGAUGGGUCUAGGACAGACCUACCAAUCUCAAAAGAAAUGGAACGACCUCUCCAGCCUUGUAAAAUCCAGCACCUCGUCCCUAACCUCCUUCCCGAAAGCAAAGACCGCAAAAAUAGUUCGACAACUCCUCGAUCUCUUCCCCUCCUCCGACCCAAGCACAACUCCCCUCCAAAUCUCAACCACGAAAUCCUGUAUCGAAUGGGCCAUCUCUACGCGCCGGAGCUUUGUAAAACAGUCACUUGAAACCCGCCUCGUCUCCCUUUACAUGUCUCAAGCCGCUUAUUACGACGCCCUAUCCCUCAUCAACACCCUCCUCAAAGAACUAAAACGUCUUGACGACAAGCUCGUCCUUGUUGAGGUCCAGCUCCUCGAGUCGCGCGUCUACUCCGCCCUUGGUAAUAUACCGAAAUCUAGAGCUGCACUCACUAGUGCAAGGACGAGCGCUGCUAGUGUGUACACGCCUCCACUGCUGCAAGCGGGGCUGGAUAUGCAGAGUGGGCAACUGCAUGCGGCGGACGGAGAUUUUGGAACAUCAUACAGUUACUUCGUGGAGGCGCUCGAGGGUUAUCAGAGUCUCGAUGAGGGAGCGAAGGCGACAAGUGCGUUGCAGUACAUGUUGCUUUGCAAAGUCAUGGACAACGCGAAUCAAGAAGUCACGCAGCUGCUGGCGAGUAAGAGCGCGGUGAAAUACGAGAGCAGCAGUCUAGAAGCCAUGAAAGCGGUCGCGACUGCACAUGCGAAUAGGAGUCUUGAAGAGUACGAGCGUGCGUUGGGGAAGUAUAGGAACGAGUUGGGCGGGGAUGCGUUUGUGAAGAGGCAUCUGGUUAAGCUGUAUGAUGCUAUGCUGGAGCAGAAUCUUUGCAAGGUCAUUGAACCGUUUUCGAGGGUGGAGAUCAAACAUGUGGCCAAGAUGGUGGGGCUAGAUAUCGCGCAGGUAGAGAGGAAACUGAGUCAGAUGAUCUUGGAUAAGGUGAUUGUGGGAGUGCUGGAUCAGGGGGCUGGGUGCCUUAUCGUCUACGAGGAGGCGGAGAGGGACGGGGGGUACGAUGCUGCAUUGGAGACAAUUGCGAGUCUGAGCAAUGUGGUAGAUGUGCUGUAUGCUAAUCAAGCGAGUCUAUUGGAGUGA